Messenger RNA from Micropterus salmoides (largemouth bass), 5712 nucleotides. RefSeq lists its product as uncharacterized. The transcript is spliced from 5 exons. NCBI's taxonomy places the organism in Eukaryota, Metazoa, Chordata, Actinopteri, Centrarchiformes, Centrarchidae. Bases 726 to 3179 code for a protein of 817 amino acids. The record is from RefSeq and is a predicted model, not a curated record.
UCAUGAAAAUGUAUUUGACAAAAAAGUUUGAAUGAAAAGCAUAGUGUAUAAAUGUUUAGUUUUCCAGAUUCCAGAUAUAACUACCAAUACUACUACUACUAUUACUAUUAAUAAUAAUGGAAUUGUGUGCACAAAAUACAAUACGGUGUGUAUGAUACAAAGAAAGCUCGUGUCUAUCUAGAAAUAAAGUUGGAUACACUAUCUUUAUUCAUGUUUUUGUUUGUUGUGGGCCACUUUUUUUGUUGUAUACCCGGUCGAAUGCCACUGUGUUACUGCAUGUAGCUCGAAAUAAUUAAUAAAGGGAAAAUAAAUAGAUGAUUUCACCUGCAGGGGGCGACCUGAGCCCGUGUUGACAUGGGCGUUGAGUCUCCUCUCUCCUCUCUUCUCCUCUCCUCCCUGUUUACCAGCGAUGCUGCAGACUCUUCAUCACGGCUCGAGCUGCCUGCUUCUUCUUCACUUCACUGUGGUGCUCUUCUCCAGCGGAUUACCUGACUCUGAACGGAUAAGGACUCCAGAUGUCGUGAAGAGCCAUCUUCCAAAUUAGACGUGAUAUUCAACAUUCUGAUUACUGGCACACUGGAACGAAAUGUGAAAAUCCGUUCUAGGCUCCUGCUGUGCCACUGAGACUCUUUGAUCGGUAGACAGACUUUUUCGGAAUAGAUGCCAUGGCUGAUUGAUUUUUAAAGUGCUUUUGAGGGCGCUGUUAACUCAGACCUGUUUCCCAAAUGUGUGAGCGAGGAGAGCCCUUCAGUGAGGGGGAGCUACGGAAUAACAACCAGCAGGGUGGCGUGCUGGCUGAUGGCGAUGCCAACGCCAAUAAAAUCCAAACAGAGGAUGGUGGGAGGACAGGUGAUACUGGCACUCUGUCGGGGUUGAUGAUUGAAACAGCAAAGCAGGACAAAGUCAUUAUCUGGGGUACAGACUCACAGUGUGAUGACCCUGAGCUGGCUGAGUUUGAGAUGCUGGAGUGCCAGGAGCUGGAGGCCUACCUGGUUCGGGAGGGAGAGGACUUUGUCGGGCUUGCAGACCGGAAGGAGCUUCAAGAAGAACGACCUUCAGCAUGCAGCAAAGCAUCAGUAGAACAGGCAACAGGUAAAAGGAGCAGGGAAGAGAGAAAGUCUAUUUUGCAUAGCGCCAGUGAGCAGGAAUCCUCCAGAAAUGUCUUUGAGAGCAGAGGGGCAUCCGGGACUGAGUUAAGUUCAGAAACAGAUGCCUUUGUGUCCUGUUUGUCCACCAAUUCAAGCAUGGACGCUGCUAUGGACACUACUGGCAGGACCCAGACGACAGAGAGAGGCAAGUCCUCUCAAAGAGCUGAUCAUCCCUCCAUCCCCUCUGGAAAAAGCACAAUACACUGGAAAGAUGUGGACAUGAAUUUGAAUGCAACAGUUCAGUUGGUAGACGUGGUAUCACAUGCACAAAGCAAUGUUCCACAUAAGGGUGUCACUGAUGAGCACAGGAAGAACAAUAAUCAGAUAAAUAAAGCAGAGAAUACAAUUUCAGAGCGAGAUUGUGAACAAGGUUUAUAUACUGGUUUACCCGCUGCAAAAAAAUCACAUGAAGAAAGCAACACUAAAAUAGAUAAAAGCACACAAGCUGACGAGGCCCCUAAUGCAAACUAUAGCCCACACAAAACUGGUACAAAGGGGACUCCGUCUUCAAAUGAAUCCAAAGCCAUAAAGAAACAAGGAUCAUUUGAUAACACGCUGAAAAAACAAACCUCUUUUGACAAGAGUUUUAAAAAGCAGCCAUCAUUUGACAAUACUUUAAAGAAGCAGCUGUCUUUUGAUAACAGCUUAAAAAAACAGGGCUCUUUCGAGAACAUGGUCACCUCCAGUUCUCUAAGCCUGGAGAGGAGGAAGCCAUGGGGAAGCCCUAGUCGACCAGCAACACCUACUUCCCCUAAAACAACCUCCUGUUCGCCCAAGAGACGGCCACCUGGUUCUCCAGCCAAGGUCCAGGGUAUCCGGGCACUCAGCUCGGAGCGCAGUAACUCCCCUAAGAGAGGUCUAGGUCAAACAGUCAAACCACCAGGUAAGACUAGUUUGAGCAGUGGCAUCCCCAAACCACUUAUUUCUCAGCAGAAAGAGCCUGAACCCAGGAGGUCUUCUCCUACCCAGAAGCCUAAAAAUAUCCGACCAAAAAUCAUCACAUAUGUUCGAAAGAAUACUCAAGCAAAACCAGAAGUGACUGAUGCUCCAGUCGAAGCCUCCACACUAAGACUGUCUUCUUACUCUAGCCCGCCAGCUCAUAAAGAUCCGAUGGUUGGUUCUCAACCUAAAUCCACACCGGUGCUAUGUUCCUCUAACCUGUUGUUUGACAAAUAUCGACAGGAGAUGCAGAAGGCAGGGUACUAUUCUCCAAGCAUGGCUGUGGCUGUGGUGAAACCUCCAAGCAGCACCAUCCCUCAAAGGCAAAGUGGGAAGUUGGAUAAUUUUCAUGAGGAUAUACCUGAGAAAUAUCUCCAAGAGCAUGUUUCACAAGAAGGAGGCAGUGUAUACCGCUCACCGAGAGCUCUGAGGCCUCAGCUGGGGUUAGGGGCGGUCACCAGGCAGCCUGCAGCCAGGACAAGAGUUCAGCAGACAGGUCAAAGGUCAGCCAUGGCCCCAUGCCAUGCUGCAGCCGGAGUGUCAACCCAAGGCUGCCAGGACCCUGCAGGUCUUGGAGAGCAAAAGAGGUCAGGAGAAAGAGGUCCAGAAACCACCCCUAAGAGUCUCCUGAUCAAACCAGGCCAGUCUGGUCUGCGUCCUCCAGGCUUCUCCGCCCUACCAGCUGCCCGUCUGGCCUCCUUCGGCUUCGUCCGGAGCUCCAGUGUCUCGUCUGUGUCCAGCAACCAGUCUAAUGACAGCAGUCACAGUGAUCCCUGCCGAACUUCUCACCAUUCUGGCAGUGGCAGCGACGACACACCUCUUCACAAAGCCACAGCGCCCCCCGGUGAAGCCUCCCAUGCUCACAGCCGGACUCAGCCUCCCAAUGCCCCUAGCCUCCAGCGCCGCAGUCUCCCGCCGCAGCGCUGCUCCCCACUUGGUACAUCCCUGCAACACUCAUUCAUUGGAAACUGUUGGAAAAAAGGGUCCCGGGCUCAGUUUUACUGUGCAUGUGUAUGUGGUGUUGGCGCUAUCUCCAGAUAUAACAUGCUUGUCCUAAACAGUUCAAGGUCACUCUGUCUGGUGAUCACAUGACUCAUGAGAUUGGAUGUGUGAGUGUGUGCUAGCAGGGGUGUUAGAGGGAGGUGGCAGCUAAGCAUUGGAAUGUACAUGGAAAUUGCUGUCAGCACUCAAGCAGCUCAUGACAACUGUUUUAUAUAUAGCCCUCAUUUUGAUAUGUUGGUAAUCGUUCCUCAGUAAGAGUCAGUGGAAACUCCUGGCCCUGUAAUGAUAGCACAGUUUCCCCUUCAGCAUCUAUUUCACAGAAAUUCUCAGAGUGUUAUUUUUCACUGUUAUGGAUGCUGAAGUUGUCACUUAGAGGCAUAAUGGAGCUGGUAUACUGUGUGUAACAGGACCUGCAUUCUGUAUGAGUCUUUCUAGAAAUUUCAUUGUACUACUUGGUCCAAAAUUAGACUGGCCAAAACAUUGGCUACUUCAGUCGACUCAUUUACAUAUGAGACGCUCAGAUUUGUAUGAAUUUUUUAUCAUUUUUUUUAUGACAUCUCACCUUUCUCAUCUGGUUGUAAAAUGCAUAUUGUAUUAUAAACACAGAAAAUAGUCCCCUUAAAAGGUAACUUGUAUGUUAUUUCCUCUAAAUAUAAAAAUGUGAAAUUCUGGCCACAAGGCAAACAUCAUUGGUCUAAUUGCCAAAAGAUUCCAACAUUUCAACCACAAGGUCUUCAUAUGUAAUCAGUUAAAAUACUUAUGUAGUCCUUCAGCACAAGAAUUUCUGAAAUUACUUUAAACAUAAAAACAGGAAUCAUCUACCAAAUGGGUUUUCCUGUAUUUAGCAAAAAGCCUCUAAAAGCUAGAUGGAUGUGAAGGUGAGCUGGAAACAAUUUUCUUUUAUUUCAGUAGCUACAUAGUUCUUAUCACGGCUAUUUUAUGAUGUAAAGAAAUUUCUGCACAAAGCAGGGCUGAAGCACUAUGACUUGGUGUGCCCCUUGACAGGCCCAUAACAUCUACUGUUCAUUUCUCUUUCCCCAUGGGAAAUGUGAUUUAAGAUUUGAAGAACAAGGAAUGUAGAAUAAAAAAAUAAUUCACCUCAAACUGAGUCCUGCUGUAAUGCGUUUUAACUGUUGCUUAGUAUUGCAUCACAGCAGUAAUACAGUACCAUGGAUAUACCCUCAGCUGAUGUAGACGUCUUUGUUGUUCCUUGGUGCACCUUGUGUAUUGGCAUCUUUUGCAGUGAAUGUGGAGUAUCAACACCAUCCAGUGGUCACAGAGUGUAUUUCUGUGUGAGCCAGGAGCAGCUUCAGCUUCCUGCAACACAAACUGUGUGAACAAGUGGAGCAGCAACUCCAGCUAGUGGUCACUCUACCACACUGUACCUCACAGUUUUAUUUACAUGUGGUUUACACCAGCAGUUCCCAACAUUUUGGUUGUGAACUUUUAACCAAAGAUUAAUUUACCCUUCUCAGAUUGCUCAGAAGCGAAAGAUUAUGAAAAAAGUAAAAAAAAAUAACCAUAUUUUUCAUAUUUAUGUCAUGUUAUUAUGAUUAUCAGCAAAUGUACCAAAAUGAUCAAAAGUAAAAGUACUCAUUAUACAGAAAAGACCCUGUCAUUAUACAAUGUAUUACUGGAUUGUUAUUACAGAAGCAGCAUUUUAAUGCUGUAGCAGGUCAAGGUGAAUUUAAUUUUAUCUACUUUGCCUCCAUAGACAAUAGGUUAAUCCAUACAAAUAGAUCAUAAUUUAUAGACUUAUGUUUUUCAUUAGUCUUGUUAACUGUCAAAUAAGUUAAAGUGAUAGAGUAAAAAAUAACAAUUUUGUCCUCUGUGGGGACAUCUUGGACUCACAGAAAACCUAGAGACAAAUCUCACCUAUGCUCUUAGGCAAAUAUGUCAAAAGGUAGAACGUAAAUGGUAAAUAGAUAGGCUACAGGUUUCAUUUGAGAUACUAAAAGGCUGUCUGGCAAAUUAUUAGCCAUCUGUCAAAGCUUCAAGAGCAAAAUAUUUUGCCACCACCUCCAAAACCUCCCACAGUCUCAAACAUCUUUUCUACUCAAUUCAUUCAGGCUACGUGUCAAAUGCAGGAUUGAUUUUACGGUUAUUUUAUUUGUUACACAUGGGCUCGUACCCCUGUACAUUUCAGAACUUUUCUGCCUGUACUUCAACUCUAGGUCUCUUCGAUCCUCAGAACAUUUGUUACAUUGUUAACUGUUCCACGAUCGAGGCUAGGGGUUAAGAGGAGUCAUGCCUUUGUGGUGUCAGCUCCAAAGUUUUGGAAUAGCCUUUUGCUUUAACUUAAAUGUUCUCUCUUUGUGUACAUAUUUGAUUCCUUGUAGUUUUAUCAACUUUUACUUAAAAUUUUGCCUUUUUUGCUACUGUUAACUCGCUAUUGUUGUGCCGUUCACUUUAAUUUGUACAGCACUUUGGUCAACUCAGGUUGUUUUUAAAUGUACUAUAUAAAUAAAUUUGACAUGACUAAAAGACUAAAGUACUAAAAUAUCUCAAAUGUUACUCUCCACCCCUUAUUAUGUACUAACAUGUAAUGUAUUUAUGAAAACAAUAAUUAAGUGUAUUUCUUACAUUUGAAAUGCGUGCCUUUAUAAAAGACAUUAACAUUUUU